Molecule: messenger RNA, 1127 nt
Organism: Leptopilina heterotoma
Lineage: Eukaryota; Metazoa; Arthropoda; Insecta; Hymenoptera; Figitidae
Gene: SIFa
Product: SIFamide-related peptide
Exons: 4
Coding region: 178-393 (71 amino acids)
Source: RefSeq, a predicted model, not a curated record
UAGUGGAACACAUUUUCUCUUUGCUUGCUGCUAUACAAACAUGCAAUAAGUAAUUCUACUCAGUAUAAAAACAAUUGAAGCAAGAAAGAAAACCAAGAUUUCGUUGUUGGUUACAGAAGAAGCAACAUCUUUCUUACUAUUUUUCCUAAAAAUCAGCUAAAUUCAUCACUAUUCAACAUGUUUCGAGCUGCACUUUUCAUAUUUGUCCUUCUCGUCGUUGCCGUCUAUGCAGAAGCAGGAUACAGGAAACCACCAUUUAAUGGAAGUAUUUUUGGCAAAAGAUCCGUUGCCAUGGCUGGCGACUAUGAUGUAGCUAACAGAGCUUUAACAGCAAUGUGCGAAGUAGCUAGUGAAACAUGCACCACUUGGUACAAUCGUCAAGACAUGAACUAAACUACUUCAACUCCGAAGAAUCGAUGAUCUGCCUAUUUACAGAAAUCCAGUAACUUAGCUUCAAAGAUGUACAAAAAUGCUAAAAAACAUUAUGUAACAACAAUAUGCUUAUGUAACAACAGUAAUCUUUACUACACAUUACUUUAAUAUGCAGCAAAAUUAUACAUGUAUUUAUUCAAUGCAUUUUCAAAGUCAAGUACAUUGUAUGUAUAUCAAGGAUCAAGUAGAAAUUGUAAUCAUAUUUUAUCUAAAUUAUUAAACUUAAUUGUAGAGGAUUAUGUUAAAAAGUAAUAAUAUCAACACAAAAUGUCUGUUAGUAUAAUUUGAAAAAUUAAAUGCUGGAAAAGUAGUACGUAUACUUUACUUUUAAGUUAAAACAAUGGAUUACUUUAAAACGUAUUUUUAAAUUGAUGAAUAUUUAUUGAAAGUAGUGUUCUUAAAAUCAGAUAUGUAGAUGAAUGUGUCAAGUAUGUUUGGCACGUUUCUUUUCACCUGUUGAUAUAAGGGCUAUGACCUCUUUCCUCUUUACAUUGCUAUUAAAGAAAUCUAAAUAUAUUAGAAGUAAAAGUUUAGACAAAAAUAAAUAUUACACGCACUUAUGCAGUGCUAUAUUAUGGAUCAAGAAUGUAAUUCAUCUUCUCAAAAAUCUUGCUUUUAUUCAAGUCUACGUAAUAUUAAUAACCAACUAUUUAUUUUCUCUGUAAUAAAACUUUUUUGAAUUAACAACUUUUUUU